Molecule: messenger RNA, 2716 nt
Organism: Rana temporaria (common frog)
Lineage: Eukaryota; Metazoa; Chordata; Amphibia; Anura; Ranidae
Gene: TINAGL1
Product: tubulointerstitial nephritis antigen like 1
Exons: 14
Coding region: 112-1506 (464 amino acids)
Biological process (GO): proteolysis
Cellular component (GO): lysosome
Molecular function (GO): cysteine-type peptidase activity; peptidase inhibitor activity
Source: RefSeq, a predicted model, not a curated record
GAGUGUCCCGCACACAACUCCACAAAGUCCUCACUGCACUGCUCAUCGCCCGAUCCCUGGAGACACUCAGCGAUCACUUAGGAGCAGGAACUUUGACCGCUUUAUCCAAAGAUGAGGCUCUUUUUCUUCGCUUCGGUUUUGCUGUGCAUUGGUGUAAUUAAAGACAUCACGGCCCGUAGGUCUCGCACCCGACGUGAGCUGGCCCCAGGACUUCAUACUCUUGGAAUUAGAGAUCCAGAUGGCUCGUAUUGUGAAAAGAGAACUUCUUGCUGCCCAGGAAGAGAUGAUGCCUGUACAGUGCCUUAUUUGGAUACCAUCUGCUACUGCGAUCUCUUCUGCAAUCGAACAGUGUCUGACUGCUGCCCUGACUUCUGGGGGUUUUGUUUACACAUUAGCCCCCCAGUAAGUAUUCAAAAAGUGUGUAUUAAAAAUAACCAGAAAUAUCCAAGUGGAGCAACAUUCCAAGACAACUGCAAUCGGUGCACAUGCACUAAUGAUGGUAACUGGCACUGUGAGCAGAAUGCAUGCCUUAUCAAUCCAAGAAUUAUUGAAGCCGUUAAUCGAGGCUCAUAUGGCUGGAAUGCUGGGAACUACAGUCAGUUUUGGGGUAUGAUACUAGAUGAAGGUAUCCAGUAUCGAUUAGGAACCACAAAGCCCUCCUCUUCAGUGAUGAACAUGAACGAGAUGCACGUAAACAUGGACAAUGAUGUUCUUCCAUCCUACUUUAAUGCUGCAGAUAAGUGGCCAGGGAUGAUCCAUGAGCCACUUGAUCAAGGCAACUGUGCUGGUUCCUGGGCAUUCUCCACUGCAGCUGUUGCCUCUGAUAGACUUUCUAUUCAGUCGAUGGGCCACAUGACUCCUGCUCUGUCUCCUCAAAAUCUCAUUUCCUGCGACACCAAAAACCAACAUGGAUGCAGAGGGGGCCGUGUGGAUGGAGCAUGGUGGUAUCUCAGAAGAAGAGGGGUUGUAACAGAGGAUUGCUACCCAUUUUCAGUUCAAAAUACAAAUGGAGCACCUGCACCAUGUAUGAUGCACAGCCGCUCCACGGGAAGAGGGAAGAGACAGGCCACUGCUCACUGCCCAAACCCAUAUGCAUCAUCAAAUGAGAUCUACCAGUCUACACCAGCCUACCGUCUGGCAUCCAAUGAAAAAGAAAUAAUGAAAGAAAUAUAUGAGAAUGGUCCAGUACAAGCUAUAAUGGAGGUGCAUGAAGAUUUCUUUGUGUACAAAAGUGGAAUCUAUAGACACAUACCUGUCAUGGCAGGAGAGCCAGAGCUGUACAGUCGUCAUGGGACACAUUCGGUAAAGAUCACUGGGUGGGGAGAAGAGAUGGCACCCAAUGGACAGAUUCAGAAAUAUUGGCUGGCUGCCAAUUCAUGGGGCAAAGACUGGGGAGAGAAAGGAUAUUUCCGCAUUGCCCGUGGUGAAAACGAGUGUGAAAUUGAAACCUUUGUAGUGGGAGUUUGGGGCAGAGUCAGCAUGGAGGAUGUUGCUCGUAGAAAAUGAGGAAUUUUCCAGGCUAUAGGACUUUGUGGAUUUCUAAUAAGCAAACACUGGUUUGCACCUUGCUUUUUACCUCCCAGAUAUUUCCACAGCCAGUGAGCUGGAUCAUAAGGUCUUAGGUGGGUAGGCAUGUGUGUUCUAAAGUGGGGAACUGAGUCUGUACUAUAAUUAAGAAUGAGGUAAGUGUAAGUGGGUGUUUUUAUUAGUAAUAGGACAUCUUUUGACCUGUACAGAGCAAAAAAUAUCUGCAACUCACUGAACAGACAUCAAUGGCCAGUUUUCACCACAUAAAUGGCACUGAUAUUUUUACCAUGCUUUAAUUCUUGAAAGGGUUAGGUGAAUCACUGGCAUAUACUGAACUUGACUCUAGCUUAUAAAGUGUAAAAAGUCAGCACCACAAUCUAUGUACUUUGAAUUUCUACUGUUUCAUGGGCACUUUGUACCUUUUUCAAAUGUGUUAUCCAUUUGCUGGACCCUUCUAAAGCUACAAAGCCAUUUUAUAAACGUCCUAUAAAUCAACAAAGCUAGUACAGCAACUCAGGACGAGGGCAUGAUGCAGUGAGGUACUUAAUGUAAUUAAGCUGACCCAGUGGUGCUGACACAGGGAAGAUUCACAGCCUGUGGCUUUGGAAGGGAUAAUAGUGCAGAUAGUCCUAUAAUCUCCCCCGGGAUCAAAAGGGUAUUGUUUGGGGCUGUAUGAAAGGGGCACACAGGCUUGUGAACCUGUCACAGACAGACAUUCCCCGCCAAGCUACAAACUGCCGGAGGAGUGGUAGGCUUCCACCUAGGACCAAAAUGAACCUUAUCUAAAUACGUAUAUAGAUAUAUAUAUUAUGAGAGCUUAAAAUUAAGGCCUUUUUAUAAAGCCUAUUUAAAACAUCCACUGCUAUCUGAAGCUUGCUCAUUUUAAAAUCUAUCCCACGCACUGCUAAAUUUCUUCAAUCCAUCAGCCUUAAACAUCUUUGGGGGGUAUUGCAUUUAUUAAAGACAUUUACCUUUUAAAAAAAAAAAAAAAAAAAAAAAGCCUUUAUGAAAGCCCAAACACAAAUGCAGAAAAUGUGAAUUAUGUUUAGCUAUUUAUUGAAAUGUUUUUUUUUUUUUAUUGAGAUUGUGUAUAUUGUUUAAAACCCUAAUCCUUGUGCACAAUCAUUUGGAUUCCAACCACUGUUACAUUUACAACAUUCCAGUUUGAAUAAAAGUAUUUUUCACCAAA